Messenger RNA from Lepisosteus oculatus (spotted gar), 3547 nucleotides. RefSeq names its product DNA-damage regulated autophagy modulator 2b (gene dram2b). Gene Ontology annotation, biological process: regulation of autophagy; photoreceptor cell maintenance. The record is from RefSeq and is a predicted model, not a curated record. NCBI's taxonomy places the organism in Eukaryota, Metazoa, Chordata, Actinopteri, Semionotiformes, Lepisosteidae. Gene Ontology annotation, cellular component: lysosome.
CUUUAAUGCUUGAACGUGUGAGAAGCAAGUCGCUUCCUGGCCAACGGUUUAAGCCGUCAAGAUUGUGAUUUUGGACGGAACUGUCGCCGCUUGCCUCAGUAUAGCCUAAGAGUUCAGGACGCCGGUAAAAUAAAAUAGAGGAGGAAAGAAACUGCAUGAUUUUGAUUCAGUGCACGGACAUCAGACAGAGUAAUUAGUCUUUGAAACACUAGCUUGUUGAAACUAUAACUUGUCCGCAAUUUACACAUUGAGGAGGAUGUUUUAACAUGCUAUGACGAGGAGAGAGGAAGCCCCAGGCCUGGCCCAUGGUGUCUCCCUGACGUGCGUCCUCUGAGCUGGGGCUGGUGUGGCCAUGUUGUGGUUCCAGCAGGGCCUGAGUGCCCUCCCUGUCGUGCUCGUGCUCUGGACCUCCGCCGCCUUCAUCCUGUCCUACAUCACGGCUGUCCUCCUGCAGCAUGUGGAUCCCCUGGUACCCUACAUCAGUGAUACGGGAACUGUCGUUCCGGAGAGAUGCGUCUUUGGGCUCAUGCUCAACAUUUCAUCUUUUUUAGGCGUGGCCACUAUGUACGUGAGGUACAAACAGGUGGAGGAGCUGAACAGGAAUGAGGUUCGUGUCCACAAGUGGAACAAGGCAGGCCUGGCGCUGGGUAUCAUCAGCUCCUUCGGCAUGUGCAUUGUGGCCAACUUCCAGAAAACCAGUGUGAUCUCCAUGCACUGGGUGGGAGCUGUGCUGACCUUUGGGAUUGGAACCAUUUACAUCCUGUGCCAGACCGUCUUGUCCUACAUGAUGCAGCCCCACAUAAAUGGCAAGGAAACCUUCUGGAUCCGGCUGCUCGUGGGUGUCUGGUGCGGAGUCAGCAUCGUGUGCAUGUUCGUGUCCUCGGUCAUCAUGUACAGCAGCCUGCCGGGGAUUGAUGUGGCCAAGAAGCUGCACUGGACCCCUGGGGAAACGGGCUACACACCUCACAUUGUCAGCACUAUUUCGGAGUGGUCUCUGGCCUUCGCCUUCGUCAGCUUCUUCCUCACCUACAUUCGCGAUUUCCAGAAAAUCAAGCUUCGUGCCGAGGCCAUUUUGCAGAGCAGCCACCUCCACGACACGACGCACUACAACGUCAACGUGCACGUGCACCGGGGCGAGCGGUCCCCCCUCCUCGCACGGGCCUGUGACCAUGCCGACAGUUAACGACGACUGUCUUGGGGGUCCUCCCGAAAGCCAGGUGCCCCCUGCGCAGACCAAGGAGGCCUCCCAUGAUCCUUUGCUGCACACCUGCUGCAAGACUGGGCCCCAUGAUGGACCUGAAACCCUUUUUCUCCCUCUCUCUCGUGACUCUUAUUAGCCUUUGUUUGUUUUUAAAACCUUCCUGUUCUGUUCCAAUCCCCAGCUGCAUCCUUGCCAUGUUGCUACAACUGACUGUAACCGCAGAGAGAGAAAAGAUGCUCAGUGUUUAAAAAAAACACUUUAACCAGAGGCACCGCAAACAGGCUCAGCCAGUAAAGAUGCUGCUUUGGAGCCCCAGCCAAUAACCCCAUGUCCCAGCUUGAAGUGGCAAAAUCUGGACUAUGUCAGACGCCAGCAGGCACCAGGGGUCCCCAAGGAUUUUGGGUGGGCUUGAGUCGUUGAGCCCGUGAGCUUGUAGUGUGGUCAGCCAGGACUUCAUCACCCCUGUAAAUAACAGAAAAUAACUACCUGGGGGACAUCAAGUGUCUGGCAGGAUUCUGCAAACAUUUAUUUAAACUGACUGAAAAAAAGGGCUCGAACGCAAUGAGGCCUUAUCUGUUAAAGUCCUCAGUUCUGUUUCUCUUUGUGUCACUUCUCCAGUUUUACCGCAGCAGGGAGUUAAGUUCCUGCAUUCAGGAGCUGGAGGUAGGUUUGCGGUAGGGCUGGCAGCUCGCCUUUCGUAAACCUUCAUCCUUCUAUUCGUACGGCCUGCAGUCGUGUGCCUUGGUUCCGUUACCCCCGCCGGCGUGUGCGUGUGGAAUUGACAGAGUCCUGAGCAGGACUGUGCCCGAGAGGCUGCUGCUGCUCCAAGCACGUCCGGUCAGCAGCUGGAGGGUGGGGGGGGUUAAAAAUGAUCUCAAAGUAUAAUUGUCCGCAGGGACUCCCGAGUAGCCGAGCCUGUAAAGAAGCUUACCAGGGAGCUGGUUACAGGUUCGAGCCGGGGUCAGUGCGCCUCGAUAGUGACAGGGGGGCCCCGGGUGGUGGCGCACAGUCGGACGAGCGGCGUGGGGGGGUGGGGUAGAUGAGUGGGUCAGGGCCCCGAGUGGCACAGUGACGCGUGCAGUGCUGUCAGUGAGGGGUGAGCCGGGCCCCGGGAUUGGCACUGAACCUCCAAUGACAGGUUAAAGGACAGGUGUCUCGACGGUGGGGGCCUGGAGCAGUCUUCCCACCCCAUUCUCCCCUGCGUGCAGUGUGCAGGUACAGGGCUUGGGACUGCAUGCAGAGAUGGGAGAAACCACACAGGGUCAGGUACUCCACAUUGGGUGGGAAUAAUUUGUGAUUUGAAUUUAAACAGGAGUAUUAACUGCGAUAGUUACAGAAUUUGGGAGAGAUUUGUUCUUGAAGAACAAUGGGGGGUGUUUUUUAGAGGAGUUGAAUUGGUUAAUGCAGUGGCUGAAUUCCUUUUGUCAAUAUUAGAAAAAGGAAAAAUUCCCAUCAUGCACAUUUAAUUCCUACUAAACCAUUAGUCCCAGGACCUCAGAUUUAAGGAUCCCAGGGGAGUGGCUUGUCCCAGAUACCCACACCCUGUGUGUAAUGAAGUGUUUCCUGUCCUGAAUGAACAUCCUUUUCUUCUGUCUUCCUUAGGAACCUGUAGCACUGCUGGUCCUGAGGUUGUCCUCUGGGUUGACUUUAAGCACUUAUAAAAGUUAUCAGAUCCCCGUGUUUUCACUUUUCAGGACUACGUUGUGUUUCUUUAACCCAUCUGUUUAAGACAUGCAUAUGAUUGACUCGGUGCAAUACUAUGUGCCCAUUAAUGUUUUUUUAAAUCAGUAGCAUUUUUUAGAAACUGGUAUUUCCAGUAUUUGGAUGUCUGAGAGCAGAUGAAAAAUGAAUUGUUUUGAGGUGUUCACUUACAACUAAGAAUGCAGUGUGUUAGACCACGGGGAUAUAUUUGUGUAACACGUAAAGGAGUUGUUGAAGGGGGAGCACAAGUAAUUUGGUAAAUGUAAAUAUCUUUGUGCACUGUCCCUUGUUCUUCCCCUCCCUGCUCAAAGCUGUCCAGUAUAAAACGUCAGUCAUUUACUGUCACAAAGCUGAGGUUAAGAUCAUUUUCUUACAACGAGCAGUUUUCUUUUUUAAAAUACUGUAGAGCUCAUUGUUUUACUAACUGCAGGAAAUAUGAUACACAGGGAGCCUCUGGACUUUAAAAAGAUAUUAUGUUACCUGUCUUUUUUUAACAGCACCCUUUUGAUAACAUUUGCAUUAACCCAAAUGUCCAUUAUCAUACUGUGUUUGUAAAUCGGCGAUUUACAUUGACAUUUUUAAAUCAGGUGAUUACAUGGAAAAGCCACUAUUUCCAAUAAAACAUGACAUUUGUAUUCAAGCGGU